ACUCCCCUCAACAUUCCAACCCCCCUCUCCCGUUCCAUUUCCUAAAAUCCUCUCUUUCCAUCUCAUCUCUCUCUUACAACAAAUUCCACUUUCUACUGCUAUUUAAGCUUAAUUAGCUACCUAUUUUGGUGAUUUGUUUUCAGAGUUGAUGAUCGGAGAGUAAAGAGAGAAGAAGCAAAUGAUGAUGGCGGAGAAGCAGUGGAGGAGAUAGCUCGUGCUAGUAGCAGCACUAGUAGUGGUAGAAGAAGAAAGAAAGAUUAUAUGGGAGGUUGUUGCUGUGGUUCCUCUAGAGGAGCUGCUCAAUCUAAUAGCGCACCGCCUUAUUAUUAUUCUUCCAGAAAUUACGUGAUGGAUUUAUUGGAAUGGAUGAACUAUCGUUGUCGUGGUUGUGAGAUCAUUUAGAGAUAUUUUAUUUGUUAGUAUCAUUGUGCUCGUCGGCAUGUUGCUGAUGUACCCCAGAGCACCAGCAGAGCAUGUCCCAUUGUCAUCUCACCAUGCAGCUGGGUCUGCUCUAUCCACAGGACUUCUGGUUGAUACGAACCUGGACACAUCAGUUCCUGAUGCUUAUAGACCACCUCCUGCACCUAUGCCAUUUGAUGUGGCAGUAGGACAUCUUCAAACCCCGCAUAGGUCGAGAGAGACUUGUGGUGACAAGAAUGAUGGAGCUUUGCAAAUAACAAAUUCUGCUUCUGGACAAGAAAACACUGGCUUGAAUACUCGGGAAACUUCAGCUGAGUGUGAAGAUGUGAAGGAGUUAGACUGCAAGGCGCAAAUCAAUUCAGAACUUGAUGCGGUGAAGGAGCUAGAAAUUGAGCUUUUAAAGGCAGUUGAGCCUCUUGUUUCAGCAACAGAGGAGGAGGAUUGUCCUAUCUGUCUGGAAGAGUAUGACUCAGAGAAUCCAAAACUUAUCACAAAAUGCGAGCAUCACUUCCAUCUUUCAUGCAUUCUUGAAUGGAUAGAAAGAAGUGAGAGUUGUCCUGUUUGUGACAAGGAAGUGAUAAUCGACCCUCCUAUUGAGUAGUAGCUGUGCAGAAAACAUGUUGAAGAUCAACUUCUUAGGUGUUUGAAAUCAUGUUUGUGAAGCAAAAGUUACAAAUGCAUGAGUGCUUGCCACAGAUUUGGCUGUAGCUAUUUUUUUUGGUUCUUUUUUAAGAGUCGUUGCCUACUUCAAUGCUUGCUGUUCUGUGUCCUCACUUCAUCAAAGCUUCAGAUUUUUCAAGGAAAUGAGAAACAAAAAAAAUAAAAUAAAAUUGGGAAGGCAGGGAAGAAGAUGAGAAGAGAGGAUAGAGGCUGGUCGUACAUCAUCAUGGAUGUCCAUUACUUAGUCGUUAUAACAGAACAGCAGGUGGGCGUUUUCUUUCCUUCUCUGUCCUAGUAUAGCUUUACUGCAAUUCAUACCCUGAAAUACUCUUAGGAGUUGCUUUCUUUCUCCUUCAACCUUUUAAAUUGUUAUGUAAAUCUUAUAUGGUCGUUUUUGUCUAAAUUCAUCUGUUUGUGAGUUUGAUUGGUAGUGGGGGAUUGAUUGAUGCCAGGAAAGUUUGGGAAGGAUCAAAAGAAGGGCUUUUUGUUUAGAUAAAUCGUGUAAAUAACACUCUGAUUUACACGUCAAGGUUUUAUUUUGUUGAUAUGCUGAUCAGUCAUUUGUUGGUCAUUAAUUUUGAUUAUUACUCUUCUGACUGCAUCAAAAGGGUGAAAUCUAUAUUUAACUUCACGUGCAUUCAUCGGCUGGUUUGAGAUUAGCAACUGGAUUUGCUAGAGUUAAUCGACACUGGAACUUGUGAUGAUGGUCCAGGUCAAUCAUGGGUACAGGUAGCGUGCCUUCUAAUAACCCAAAUGUCUUUGACUCAUUUUACUUUUUUGUUGUGCCCCAUGAAGAAAGAUAAUACUUGCCCUUUAGAAAAUUGCAGUUAGGUCACUUCAGCUUAAUGUUGUUUACUCAUCAAUUGGUUGGCAAUGUGACCAUGAUUUUAACUUGAUAGUAUUUACUCUAUGCAAGUCCUAAAUAUUGAA
Populus euphratica (Euphrates poplar) is the source of this 2010-nucleotide messenger RNA. Its product is annotated as E3 ubiquitin-protein ligase At3g02290-like. The coding region runs from base 440 to 1021 and encodes 193 amino acids. Gene Ontology annotation, molecular function: ubiquitin-protein transferase activity. Lineage: Eukaryota; Viridiplantae; Streptophyta; Magnoliopsida; Malpighiales; Salicaceae. The record is from RefSeq and is a predicted model, not a curated record. Gene Ontology annotation, cellular component: cytosol. The transcript has 6 exons.